CCCCACAAGUCUCCAGACUUGUUUAUAUGUAUGACUGUAGUCUGUGUAUAUAUUCUUUGAUAGUAUUUGAGUGAUAUUUGAAUUAUUGAUAUUAAAAAUUACAAAUUUAUCUCGACGAUAUUGUAUUCAUAUCUACCGUCAUGAUAUUUCUCAGUAAUAUAUUAAUAUAAAACAUUAAUGGAAUUAUCAUGUUCAUAAUAUAAUUAUUAAACAUACAUUUGUAUAGUAGAUACAUUGUAAUAUGGAUAAAAGUUUACUCAUAUAAUAAUUAUUAAAUUGUUGUUAAUUUAAAUUAAGGAGUUAAAAUUGUUUCAAUAAUUUUGAAAAGAGAGAGAAGAGCAGAAGAAAGAGGUAGAAUAAAUUAUAAUGAAGUUCACACAAUUAUUAUAUAAACAACACAUAGGUAAAGCAAUAAGAUAUUUAUGGCAACAUCAACGAGAAAGAUGUGUGCAAGUAACUAAAGCAGAAAAAAUUUUGAAAUCUAUGAAUUUUACAGUACAUGAUGCUACAGAAUUAAUAUCAGCAAAAAGAAUUGAACAUUCAACUGUUUUUAAUAAGUCAGAACCUAAUUCCAAUAGUAAAAGUUGUUUGAUAAUUGAAGAUUGGAAUGUUUUACAAGAAGGUGUACCACAAGCAUGUGUAUUAACGAAAACUCUAAAACUUGAUGAUGCAUUACCAAAGAAUAUACAAGAGCUAAUUACUGACGUUCCAGAUAAUAUAGAUAAUUUAUUAAAACGAUUUGUUUAUACAUCUGUAAUAUAUGAUGCACAGCAAGUAAAAUUACCACGAUUGAAAGAUCCUAAUCGACCUGCUUGGGUGUUUCCAAGAGUAUAUGGUAUAUCUAGUACAAGAAAAAUGCAUAAUUUAACAAAGAAGUUUUUACAACUUUGUGAAUCAUUAUGUGGAUUAAAUGAUGUACAAUACAAAUCAAUAGUUCAUGAUGGACUUGUAUCUAUGUGUAUAGGGAAAGAAAACGAUUUUAUAAAAUUUUCCUUAAAAAUGGAUAUAAUGAUGACAUCUUCGAUACCUCUAGCACCUAUAGCUGAUGUAAAUAUGGAUAACAAAUAUGCAUUUCCUAAUCUUCACCCACUACAUUGUACUGUUGGUUUAUCUAAAUUAGAUAUUGAUAACACUGAGGAUUUAUAUCCAAUUGAUACGGAAUCGCCAUUAAUGAAUGUUCACACUAUUUUUAUAAAUCACAAUCUAGAAGAAGUUAAAAAUAUAACUGAAUUGCCAGUCACUGAAGAUCAAAUUCACGCACGUUCAAUGAUGAAAUCAUUUACUGUAGCAGCAACUUGUGCCCGACAAAAGUUUGGAUUAAAUGUGAAGAAGUUACCUGAACCUAUUGUUGUGCAAUGUGUUCAGUCAGAUGGACAAAAUUUUCAUUUCUCUGUAUACCAACUUAAUACCUUAGAUGUUGAUGGCAAAGAAGGAAUCAAAAAUUUUUGGUGGUCAGAACCAUCAAUAAAAUUAUAUGAAAAAGCUCUAUAUGAAAAUGGGCAACCUUGUCUUACAGGCUACAAUCGUGAUGUUUUUAAUAGAUUUCUUGCAUUUUAUAAAAAUAAAUAAAAUAAGAUAAUUAUUGACAAUAAACUCGUACAUCUUUUUUAAGAAAA
This is a messenger RNA of Bombus impatiens (common eastern bumble bee), 1616 nucleotides long. It is a transcript of the gene mRpL37, whose product is annotated as 39S ribosomal protein L37, mitochondrial. Gene Ontology annotation, cellular component: ribosome; mitochondrion. Gene Ontology annotation, biological process: translation. The transcript is spliced from 7 exons. The record is from RefSeq and is a predicted model, not a curated record. Gene Ontology annotation, molecular function: structural constituent of ribosome. The coding region runs from base 367 to 1569 and encodes 400 amino acids. Lineage: Eukaryota; Metazoa; Arthropoda; Insecta; Hymenoptera; Apidae.